CUUAUGCCUCUAGGUGAGUGGCUCCCAAAAUGUGUCGCCUUUAUUGGCUCGGCAUACUGCUGCAGUGCUGCUGCGUACGGAUCGUCCUUUCGGAAGCAUCUUGCGAGAAGUUUAGAUUAGGUGGUCGUACAAUUUUCUUCAACUGUGGAGGCUUCACCAAUGCGUCCGAGUUCGCCACAGUAGUACCGCGCCCCGAGCACAGCAGGCACGGAUUCAUGCUUUACAACAGUCGCCUCGAAUACCUGCCCGUUGACGCAUUCGAAGGACUGACCGCACUGAACGUAACGUUCAACAACGUUCACAUAGAAAACUUCGAGGCUUCGCACCCCAACGCAUUCGAAAGGCUGAACGGCACCCUUGAAGGCGUGGGAUUUUUGGGGCGCUCUACGCUGCCGAAGUCGUGGAGCCUCCUGAAGGACGUCCUCUCGCUUACAUCCCUACGCUUGGAAAGACAGACGGUGUCCUUCGACCGGGAUUGGAACAAUCUUCCGCGCAGUAUACGAAGCAUAUUCAUCAAACACUGUAACGUGACAAACAUGGAGCACGGAUCUCUCGAUGCACUCACGGGCCUCGAGCAGUUCUCCAUUACCGAGAACAAGCUGAAGAAUUUCUCCUGGGCCAUGCUGCCCAAUCCCGCGCCAUCACUGCACACAAUACUGUUAGGAGAGAAUGAACUCACCGAAAUUCCGAAAGGGUUUACGCCGGAACAGUUUCCGGCCUUGUCAAUUCUACACUUAAAGAUAAACGAAAUCACCUCCUGGGAUGCGGAAACAAUUGAUGCCAUUCGCCGCCAUCCUAAUAACCCGAAGCUGUAUCUUGGUAUGAUCCCAUGCGACUGUGGGAUGCGCGUGCUGCUGCAGAUUCCCAAUGAACAAAUUUUCGCCACAUGCUCUUCGCCGGAGCAGUGGAUGCACCGCAGAAUUCACCGAGUUCCCAUCGAAGAGCUACAAUGUUAAAUACUUUGAAAAAAAAAAUGCGAAUAAAAACAGUAGUGGCAGU
Molecule: messenger RNA, 999 nt
Organism: Rhipicephalus sanguineus (brown dog tick)
Lineage: Eukaryota; Metazoa; Arthropoda; Arachnida; Ixodida; Ixodidae
Exons: 3
Coding region: 30-956 (308 amino acids)
Source: RefSeq, a predicted model, not a curated record